UAUUUUGAUAUUCACUUGAGUUGUUUGUUGGUGUCAAAGUUUCAAACGCGUCAAAGUUAAAAAGGGAAAGAUAAGAAAAUAGUACUGAUAGUAAUAGGCAAAGGCAGAGGAAAGGGAACAAUUGGAGUGCACGAAAAUCAUUAGCCACAGCCCUAACCCCCCCGACGCCUUCCAUCGCAUCGCCUCCUAAAACACCACACAUCAAAACGACCGUGUUUCGGAGCAAUCAAUGUAAAAUCUAUGGACAAUAACGACGAAUCUUUAUUCUCUCUCCGUCGUUGUUUGUUGCAUCAUUAAUAGUAGAUGCCAAUGGAUCCGAAUCCGCAAGCCUCCGUGGAGUCCGACCCGGACCCGCUUCGCGUGAAGAGGAAGACCCUUGAGGCCGUGCUCUUGCAGUGUCAGAGAGCUCUCGAAUUGAUUAACGCUACUUCUUCUACUGCUGCUGACGUGGACGAAGAGGAUUGCGAGAUUGAAGGUGAAGCCACUGCUUCAGCUGAUCCCGAUGCCGACGAGUUAUGUGAUCUGCUGAAAUCUAGAGUUGAAUGCCCGGCCUUUCUUCAACAGUUGGAGUGUGCUCAGGCUUCAGUUUCACAGAAUAUAGAUGAAGAAGGUAAUUCCUGGGAUAUGGUUAGCAAAAAUGAUCUCUGGGAAGGUGAACGUGCUGACUCAGAGCAAGAAGAUUAUGUCCUUGUUAGACAAGAAGAUAUAGUGGAGGGCAUUGCAUGUUUCAUGGCUGCAUAUUUGCUAUCCUUAAAGCAGACUAAGGAUUUGACCCCUAUCCAACUCCAGAGUGCGCUUAGCAAGACAUUCUCAGUGAAAAAGAAAAAGGGAAAGCUACGAAAGGCUUGGGAUGGGAGCAAAGUUAUUUAUAAUGUUGCAUCGUGGGGGGCUACGGCCAUAGGGAUAUAUCAAAACCCUGUUAUUCUCGGGGCUGCAACUAAAGCAUUCUGGACUUCAUGUCAUGUUAUAUCAAAGCUUCUCUGAUUUGCCCGUGCAGCUUGCGGCUUGUAGCAAAGUUGUGAUGUAGUAAUUUAACUCUUGUUCCCCUGCUUGUGCUGCAAUUUAGCUUGGCGUCCCAUGCCAUGAUCGUCUUUGAUUUAAAAUUCAAUUUCUUUGCACCACAGAUCAAUUGAUUUUAACACUGUUUGACAUUGUAAAUAUUACUACUCAAAUGAUUCCGAGUGCAAUUCAAAACUCAAGCCUUAAACAUAAUCUCCCUCCACGUCUGAGAACUAAA
Molecule: messenger RNA, 1237 nt
Organism: Glycine soja
Lineage: Eukaryota; Viridiplantae; Streptophyta; Magnoliopsida; Fabales; Fabaceae
Exons: 6
Coding region: 304-984 (226 amino acids)
Source: RefSeq, a predicted model, not a curated record